Motacilla alba alba is the source of this 3440-nucleotide messenger RNA. RefSeq names its product lebercilin LCA5 (gene LCA5). Lineage: Eukaryota; Metazoa; Chordata; Aves; Passeriformes; Motacillidae. The coding region runs from base 684 to 2651 and encodes 655 amino acids. Gene Ontology annotation, biological process: intraciliary transport. The transcript has 11 exons. Gene Ontology annotation, cellular component: axoneme. The record is from RefSeq and is a predicted model, not a curated record.
GGCCGGGGGCGGCGGGGACAUCGCGGACAUCGCGGGGCGAAGGGAGCGCCACGGGCGGGGCAGGACCGCCGCGGGGCCGUGUUUUCCUGGGGGCUGUCGGGGCUGGGAACGGGCCCGGGCCUAGGCCUGGGGUCGGCCUCCGAAAGGUCUCGGGCCGCUGGUGUUCAGUUCCUUUCCUCCGAAGUCGUUUAGUAGCGUCUCCGCGGGGUGAAGGAAAGCUGCCGGGCUGCGCUGCGGGAACCGGAGGGCUGCUCUCGGGGCUGGCUGGGCUGAGCGAGGACUGGCCUGCCUGUGCUCUGUUUGAAGUGCCAUUUCCUCAUUUCUUACCUGGGACUUAGAGCAGCUUCUUCAUUUUGAAAUCUGACACAAGUACCGUUGUAGCUUACUGGGAGAGAGUCAGUUCAGCACUUCAAUGACUUGGAUUGAUGCUCUUGUGCUUGUCUGAAGCUGGCUUUGUCCCUGUCUCGGAAUAGGUGGAAGAACGGAGCGGGCCGUUAGAGAAAAAUGUGUUCUGAAUGAUAGCUACUGCUUGCUGAACUGAACUGCAGAGAUCUCGUGCUUGGAGAUGAAGAUGAUAAAACGGAGGAAAUAAUCCAACUGCUGCCAUUGUGACAACUAAAAGAUCCUUUGUGCCAAAAUGAGCAGUCUUUGAGAAAAUCCUGGAAAGCUGUUAAACCUGAAAAAUGGGAGAAAGAGUAAGGAGCCCAGAUUCUGAACAGGAGAGGAAAUCAGACGAGGAUAAAAAUAGUGACUCCUAUUAUUCAGAUGAAGGUAAUGCAUCUCGUUCAUCCAGCCAGUCGCCAGCACUAAGCUCUCCAUCUACAAACCAAGAAAAAAGACAUCACAAAACACAGAUUUCAAACAGCCUGUUGCACUACCAAGCCACAAAGAAAUUGGAUUCCAAAUAUGCACCAAGCAAAAGAGGGACACGGUGGGGUUUCCGUUCUCAGAGCCUCACUAGGGAUUCUCCUGCAAAAGAUAUAGAUCUUGUUACAAAAAGAGUUCUUUCUGCUAGGCUGCUGAAAAUCAAUGAGCUCCGAAAUGAACUGACUGAACUCCACAUCAAACUGGAUGAGCUGCAGAAGGAAAACAGGGCACUGAAGAGGCUUCAGCACAGGCAGGAGAAAGCCUUGAAUAAGUUUGAAGAUACAGAAAACGAAAUCUCUCAGCUCCUUGCUCGGCACAACAAUGAGAUUAGAAUAUUAAGGGAGCGCCUACGAAAAUCUCAGGAGAAAGAACGUGCAACUGAGAGACGGCUGAAAGAUACUGAAGAUGAACUGUACAGGAAAAAAACUGUCUUGCAGAAACUGAAAAAGCUGUCUGCAGAUAAGCACCUUGCUGAAAGAGAUGACCUGGCAAAGAAACUAGCCUUAGCAGAGAGCAAACUGGAGGACAGAGAAAAAAGAAUUAAGGAUCUGGAAAGAAAUCUUGAAUUAAGUAGUAGCAGUUUUCAACGAGAGUUACAUUCAAAGAAAAAGAAGUUGUACGAGGCUCAAGAAGAAAACAGAGUUCUCCAAGAAGAGCUUAAUCAGCUAAAUCAGAAGCUGAAGGAAAAAGAAAGAGAACUUGAAGCAAAAAAUAUAUAUGCUAAUCGUAUGCUGAAGUCAUCACCUAGAAAAGACACGGAUAUUGUACAAAGAAAAAGAGCCAACAACCAAAAUAUUAAAAAGGGACCCCAGCUCACAAAAAGUGUACAGACGAGUGGAUGCUUCUCACCAGCAGAACUUCUUCCAGAAUCAGAACUUGUCUGUGGUGACACAGCAAACAAGAAAGAAGGAAUUCUUCCUAAAAUAGAAAAAGAAACUCAAGACGAAGCACGGAAAGAACAAACAGAACUCCUAAAACAAGAACAAGACAGUGAGAAGGAAGAUAAACUGAAGCAUUUUCAGGAAAUACAGUCCUUAGAGGAGAGGGUUUCAAAACUUCCUGACGAGUGGCAAAGGAAAGAAUAUGACAAAACUAAAAAAGAAAGCAACUUUUUGUUGGAAAAAGAAGAGAAAAUAAAGAUGGAGACAGAAAUUCACAAACCUGAAGUAGAGAGAGAAAGCACUGAAACUCUGGAAGAGCGGCGAAAAAGAGAGUUCCUGCUUGCUAAAAUGCAAGAAAUUGAUAGAGAAAUUCAAAAUACAACAAACCCAAAAACAACUUCCCAAGCACCACUCAUAAAUACAGCAAGAAAAUCUGAUUCCCUGGAGAAAAAAGAGAAAAUGAAUCCAUUCUUUGAGAUUCCCGGGAAGGUUACUAAUGGAUUUCCUGUAAAGGACAGCCAGGAUGAUGGCACAAGAGCACAGGGGCAGAGGCAGCGAAAUGUAAGGACUGUAGAUUUAAGUAGUGAGUUAGCAUUUGGUGGUUAUGUACCUUCCUUUGGGAAGGGAUCAGGGAGACCAAGUUGGCUCACUCAGAAAAGUGACAAAUUAGAAGAAAAUGCUAAGGAAAAUGCAGAUUUCAAUAGUAAGAAAGAAAAGAAGUCCAAUUUAAUGGAACAACUCUUUGGAAGCAGUGCCAGUACCAUUCUUCUUUCUAAAAAUAACAAUACACCACCUUUGGGCAUAGAUUGGGACUCUAGUAAUAAGCCUUUUGUUGAUAAAAACAGUAAAGUCAAAGUAAAAGAAGACAAUGGGCUUUUUGGUGAAGGAAGAAGCCUAAACUGACACCGUCUGCAGUACACUACAAACAAGCCAGGAGUUAAUACCCUUGGUUCUUUAGAAGAUGAAGUUGAAGAAGUAGUCUUACAGUGAUCGUGUUUUAUAUGUUUCAUAUGUAAAUACUGAAAAACUAUUUUCUUGUAAUAUUUAUUAGGUGUAGAUUUGAAAUAUUUCAGAUUCAUUGUAAAGCCUUAUGAAGGAAUAAUUUUCAUAAAUGGGUAUGUGUAUAGAGGAGAGAUGCAGAGGAGAGAUGCUUGGGGUUUUUUUACUUGUAUUUUUACCUGUAGGCUGCUCACAGUACACUGCUUUUCAUUUGGAGUAUUUCUUUUAGGCCUCAGAUACUUUCUUUCUUGGGCAUUUAGAGAACCUCUUAACUGUGCCAGGAGAAGGCAUGUGUAAUAUCAGUCAUGAAAUGAGUAGAAGAGACAUUCUUAGCGCUAAUUCUCUUAGAAAGAGAGUAUUUUACGCUGCUGUUAUCUCAGAAGAAUAUCAAAAGAAGCACAAUUAACUCAGGAACAGCUGCUCUCUCCUUUUGCAUAGGUUUUUGUGGACCUUACUACCAAAUGUGUAACUCUUCUCAUAUAUUCAGAUUAUAUUUGUUAUACAAUGCCAUCUUUUGUAAUUUCUGAAUUUUCUAUGUAAAAUUCCAAUCAUUACUAAGUAAUUUUUUAACAAAUUGGUUUUAUUAAAUGAGUUGAGUAAAUUUCUUGUGUGUAGAUCAUCUUUAACACAAAGUUCUGACUUCAUAUAUCAUAUUAUUGUUACUGGGGGUGAUGCCUUGUGAAGGCUGACCUA